Molecule: messenger RNA, 4213 nt
Organism: Aspergillus versicolor CBS 583.65
Lineage: Eukaryota; Fungi; Ascomycota; Eurotiomycetes; Eurotiales; Aspergillaceae
Product: ABC transporter ATP-binding protein
Exons: 11
Coding region: 237-4091 (1284 amino acids)
Biological process (GO): transmembrane transport
Cellular component (GO): membrane
Molecular function (GO): ATP hydrolysis activity; ATP binding; ABC-type transporter activity
Source: RefSeq, a predicted model, not a curated record
GGCUCCGAGUCAUCAGGAAUGGACAUGGAACGCGUGUUCCAUCGAGGCAGUGACUCGCAGAUGUCAACUGUAGGUGGCCAAAUAAUUUCCCGCUAUAUAUAACUACCUCCUUUCUUAACCACGUUCAUUUUCUUGACACCUUCAUUACCAAUUUCCUUUUAACAGAUUGACCAACUCGAUAUUGCUCAAUUGUCCACUCUUUUCCGCUUGUAAAUUUCCUAACACGGAGCUAACAAAUGGCAGCUCCUUCGGGCACCCCAGAGGGGGAGAAAGCGGCCGAUGGAGCCGACGAUGCUCAGAUACUGAUCAAGCCUGAUGGAGAAAAUGUCGAGAAGAAAGGCACGAAUGGUUUCCUGAGAGUUUUCACUUUUGGCGACACCAAGCUCUAUGUCCUCGAAUGCAUUGCUGUCGUAGCUGCUAUUGCAUCUGGAGUUGCCCUUGCCAUGGUCAACGUGGUCAUCGGACGAUUCAUGACACUGCUUAGCAACUUUAGCUUCUCCGACGCAAGUUCAAUUCCUGACAAUUUCAUGUCUGCCGUGCGAACAUCAGCUCUCUACUUCGUUUACAUCGGUAUCGUCCGACUAGUGGCUACCUACAUUUAUUCCUCCCUCUUCACAUAUGUGGCGUACCACUUGACCCGUAACGUCCGACAAAGCUAUCUACGAGCUGCCUUUAGCCAGGAAAUUACCUUCUACGACAUGGGCACCUCUGGCUCCAUUUCCCAGCAGGCCACAACUAAUGGCAAGCUCAUCCAAUCUGGCAUAGCAGAGAAGCUCGGCAUCGUCUUCCAAGCCAUUUCGACAUUCUUAGCGGCAUUCGUGAUCGCGUUUGUCAAGCAAUGGAAGCUGACUUUGAUCCUUAUAUUUAUGGUACCAACCCUGCUUAUAGUGCUCGGUGGAGCCGGUGCCGUAGAUGCCACGAUUGAGACCAAAAUCUUGCAAAUAUACGCACAAGCUGGUAGCUACGCGGAGAACAUCCUUGGAGGAGUUCGUACGAUUGAGGCCUUCAGCCUUAGAUCGAGGGUAAUCGCCAAGUACAACUCUUAUCUUCAGGAUGCGCACACCCAGGGAGUGAGAAAGAACAAGAUUUAUGGCCUCGUGUUUGGAGGGGAGUAUUUCAUCACCUACGCUGGAACGGCUCUAGCCUUCUGGCAGGGUAUCGCCAUGCUUGACCGUGGCGAGGUAUCCGAUCUGGGAACCGUCUUUACUGUUCUUUUCUCAGUCAUUAUUGCUGCGAGUACAAUCAUGCAAAUAAUGCCGCAUAUGGUCACCUUCAGCCGCGCGGCAACCGCAGCUUCAGAGCUGUUCACCCUCAUCGACAGGCAAUCCGAGAUCAACCCAUUCGACGAGUCGGGAGACAGGCCUGACAACAUUGCCGGCGUCAUCGAUCUGCAUGGUAUCAACUUCAGCUAUCCUACGCGCCCAGAUGUCACCGUCUUAGAGGACUUUACCCUGAGUAUCCCGGCAGGCAAGGUCACGGCUUUGGUGGGACCGUCUGGCUCGGGAAAAAGUACCAUAAUCGGUCUUCUCGAACGGUGGUAUAACCCCUGCGAAGGCAGUAUCUCCUUAGAUGGCAAGGACAUCAGCCAGCUCAACCUCAAGUGGCUGCGGACCAACGUCCGUCUAGUUCAACAGGAGCCGGUACUCUUCAACGGAAGCGUGUUCGACAACAUCGUCAACGGCCUCGUGGGCACCAAAUGGGAAGCAGCAUCAAAAGAGGAUCAAAUGCAGCGCGUCGAAGAAGCCGCAAAGCUCGCCUUCGCCCAUGACUUCAUCCAGGACCUGCCGAAAGGAUAUCACACGCGGAUCGGUGAGAGAGGUGGUUUGCUUUCUGGGGGUCAGAAGCAGCGGAUCGCCAUAGCCCGUAGCGUCAUAUCGGAGCCAAAAAUUCUACUUCUUGACGAGGCGACCAGUGCACUUGAUCCCCACGCUGAAGGCAUUGUCCAGAAAGCUCUAGACAGCGCCUCGCAGAACCGGACAACAAUUGUUAUCGCACACAAACUCGCGACCAUUCGGAACGCGGAUAAUAUUGUAGUCAUGUCCCAGGGAAAGAUCAUGGAACAGGGCCGCCAUGAAGACCUGGUAUCUACGAAUGGGGUCUACGCCACUCUCGUCAAAGCCCAGGACCUGGCACCGGCUAACAUCCAAAACCACGGCUCGGAGAGUACGUCCGAAGGUUCAGAAAAUGGAGAGGAUGUCGAUCGUGUCCAGUCUCUUGCCAAAAUCGGAACGGCCCAGGCACAAAAAAUGGCAGCAUUAAAGGACCGAGAAAACCACGACUUGUACGAUAAAUCGGGCAUAAUUCGCAAUAUUUGGAAGCUUAUACGCACAACACCCGAGCUUUGGCUUUGCUUCGCAGGCACACUGGCCACAUGCGUUGCUGGAGCCGCCGUCAACCCUGGACAAGCCCUCUUGCUAGGGGAAAUAAUGACAGUUUUUACUUCUCCAGACUUCGUCUCUCGCGGCAACUUCAUCUCACUGAUGUUCUUCGUCAUGUCACUUGGCAUUCUCGUCGUAUACUUCUCCAUGGGCUGGUUGACCAAUACUAUUGCACAGGCUCUCAGCAAGAAAAUGCGACGCGAAAUCCUAGAAUCCUUCCUCCGACAGGAUCUCCAAUUCUUCGACCGCCCCGAAAACACCGUAGGCGCACUCAUCAGCCGGCUCGACUCCUACCCACAAGCUAUUCUCGAGCUCAUGGGAUUCAACGUCGGCAUAAUCAUCAUGUCGGUAAUCAACAUCGUCGCAUCAAGUGUCCUCGCAAUUGCCAUCUCCUGGAAACUAGGGCUAGUCGGCGUCUUUGCCGGGCUUCCGCCCAUGAUGCUUGGCGGGUAUGCUCGCGUUAGGCUCGAGGCCAAGAUGGACGAUGACAUGGGCGAGAGGCUGUCGGCGAGCGCUUCAGUAGCUUCGGAAAGUGUCAUGGCAAUCCGUACCGUUUGCUCGCUGGCUAUCGAGAGUGCAGUGCUGAGGAAGUAUGUUGAUGAACUGGAUCACGCGAUCUCGAAGGCUCGCGGGCCUAUGUUUCACAUGAUGACAUGGUUUUCACUCACGCAGUCUGUUGAGUAUUUUGUACUGGCUUUGGGGUUCUGGUGGGGAUCGAAGUUGAUUAACGAUGGAGAAAUCACCUUCUACCAAUUCAUCGUAUCGUUUAUGGGUGUUUACUUUUCCGGACAAGCCACUGCUUUGGCUUUCAGUUUCGCCAGCAGCUUCACCAAGGCGAACCAAGCCGCCAACUACUAUUUCUGGCUGGAUGGACUUGAAGGCAACAUCCGUGAGACCGACGACAACCGCGAAAAGGAACCCGAGCACGGUUGCGGCUCCUAUGACUUCCAAGACGUGCAGUUCUCAUACCCUUUGGCGCCAGAUAACCGCGUUCUGAAAGGCGUAUCUCUAUCUAUCCAACGAGGAGAAUUCGUAGCCUUUGUCGGCGCCUCAGGAUGCGGCAAGAGCACCAUGAUCUCGCUCCUAGAACGCUUCUACGACCCUACAAGCGGGGCCAUCACCAUCAACUCAUCUACCCCAUUAUCAUCCCUGAAUCCCCAUCUCUAUCGCCAGCAGGUAGCCCUAGUCCAACAAGAACCAACCCUUUUCCCAGGCACAAUCCGCGAGAACAUCUCCCAGGGCGUUCCAGACUCCAACCUCAACGCAGCAGGACUCGCAUCAGACGAGGUACUAGAAGAGGCCUGCCGCGCAGCAAACGCAUGGGACUUCAUCUCGUCCCUACCACAAGGCCUCGAAACGCCAUGCGGGAGCGGGACUUCAGGGAGCCAGUUGUCAGGUGGACAGCGGCAACGCAUUGCCAUUGCGCGCGCACUGGUGCGUAAACCUAGCGUUAUCCUACUUGAUGAGGCGACGAGCGCGUUGGAUACCGAGUCUGAGAAGCUGGUGCAGGCGGCGUUGAUGGAGGCGGCGGCGGCCAAGGACAGGAUUACAAUUGCGGUUGCGCAUCGGCUUUCGACGGUGCGGGAUGCGAAUUGUAUUUUUGUUUUCUAUGCGGGGAGGAUUGUUGAGGUUGGUAGCCAUGCAGAGCUGGUUGCGAGGGGUGGGAUGUAUGCGAGGAUGUGUGAGGCGCAACGGUUGGAUGGGGCAGCGUGAUUCUAAUUCUUCCCUGGGAGGGUUGAAUUAUACCUGUAAUAUAGUCCGUAGACGGCGUGGAGAUAUUUUUUCUUUGUAAUACUUAUAUAUAGAGUAAUAGACCAUUGAAGUCUUUUAAGAUU